AUGCACACUACGGAUAGUGUAGGUCUACUUCCUCAUAGUACACCAAAUAGACAGUCGUUUCAAAUGCCUGUUCGUUCACCAUCGAUGUAUGACACUCUGUUGGGACAUGGUGUUCCCAACAUUCAUACAAUCUCCAGCACAGACAUGUCUGGUCGUGUGCUGCCAUCGACACCUCCAAUCAUACCAAUAAUCAACAUCAGUAGUAGUGAGAGUAACAACAAUAGUAUCAACCUCAAAGAUGCCGUCGACAACAACAUCACAAACAAACAAGACACAUUGGCCAAUGUCGAUGGAAAGGGUGAUGCAAUCAUUACAACUGACGUUGGAUUGAGUGAUAGUGGCAACAACAAGGAUGGUCUCGAGAGGGUACCACUCAAUCAAACAACAACGAAUGACAACAACAAUGACAAUGACAAUGACAACAAAGUGAAUGUCAACGAGACCAAACCAUCAAUUGACAACGAUGUCAACAACAAUGCACAAUCAGCUGAUCCAUCACCGGCUGUGUCACAACCAAACAACAACACAAACAACAACACAGACACCGACAACAACACCAACACCUCUACAACAGCACCUACAUCAGCCCCAACUACCAGCCCUCAACUCAAUGACGAUACGACCGACGACAAGAUAUACUGGAUCGACAUGGAGGGUCUGGACAAUCAGGAGAUCUCACAGAUAUGCGACAUCUUCUCGAUACAUCAUCUGACGUACGAGGACAUCACCACGCAGGACAGCAGCGAGAAGAGUGAGGAGUACUCGCACUACCUGUUUGUGUCCACCAGCGAGGUGAUGUACCAGCAGUCGGUGAUGGUCACGUCCAACAUCUACCUGGUCAUCUUCAACUCGUUUGUGCUGGUCUUCCACACGCACCCCAUUGACUGUUUCGACCUCGUGCUUCGCUCCUUCCGCUACCUCGAGCAAACACAACUUCAGUCAUCAUACUGGCUACUGUGUAGCUUCCUCGAUUCCAUCCACGAGAUCUACUCUGACUUUGCCGACACUCUCAUGGUCGAAGUCAACUUCCUCGACGAGUUCACUCUACGUGAUGAAGUUGCCAAGUCUGAGCUUUACAUUCGACUUGGUCGAGCAGUCAGGAGGGCCACCAACCUGUUGUCCUCAUUGUUUAUCAAGAAUGAUGUACUUGGAUCAUUGUUACGUAACAAUAUCAAUGACCAGGAGGCAAAGAGACAUUUGGGCAACAUCAAGGAUAGAUUGCAGAGAUUGCAACAAAAGAUUAAGUUGGCCGAGGAGUUGUUGGAGAACGUUGGAACUGUGUACAUCUCAAAGGUGUCGUUGGUGACGGAUGAGGAGUCACAUACACUCAAUCAGAGUAUGUCUAGAAUCGUGGCAAUGACAACGAUCUUCAUGCCACUGACAUUGGUGGCCGGUAUCUUUGGCAUGAACAUCCGACUACCUGGUAUGGCACAGUUCUAUGACACUCCAUCACUCGGCUGGUUCUAUGGUAUCAUCUUUUCAAUGGUUGGUUUCGUCAUAAUAAUGACAAUCUAUGCAAGAAAGAGAGGAUUCCUU
Acytostelium subglobosum LB1 is the source of this 1536-nucleotide messenger RNA. RefSeq lists its product as hypothetical. Gene Ontology annotation, biological process: magnesium ion transmembrane transport; intracellular magnesium ion homeostasis. The annotation marks the transcript as partial. Lineage: Eukaryota; Evosea; Eumycetozoa; Acytosteliales; Acytosteliaceae. The record is from RefSeq and is a predicted model, not a curated record. Gene Ontology annotation, cellular component: membrane. The transcript is spliced from 2 exons. Gene Ontology annotation, molecular function: magnesium ion transmembrane transporter activity.